GUUUUAUUCUGUUUUUAGAGCAGCAGCAUCACAUGUUGUUUUCCUCACCUCCAGAGAAGAUCCGAAGGCGUAGCGCGCGGACCAGGCGACCCGAGCCGAGCCCCGCGUCACCAGCGAUGGAUUAAGCAGCACCCGGGACCCGCUCUGGACUAUUUUUUCGUGAGGAUUUCUGCGGCGCGACGCGAGAGAAUCGUGGGGGGAUAACCGUGAGAAAUGGCGAGUCCCCCUCCUACACCGACUGCGACGGGGGGACACCUGUUAUCUAACGGUGGCGUUAAGAAGUACGGGUACCUCAGGAAGCAGAAGCACGGACACCGGCGCUUCUUCGUGCUCCAGGAGGCUACGGAGAGGAGCCCCGCGCGUCUGGAAUACUACGAGAGCGAGAAGAAAUGGAGGAACAAAUCCGCGGCCAAGCGCUGCAUAACUUUGGACUCGUGCCUGUGCGUAAACAAGCGCGCCGACGCCAAACACAAGCACCUCAUCGCGCUCUACACCAAGGAUGAGUAUUUCGCCGUGGCCGCGGAGAACGAGCCCGAGCAGGAGAGCUGGUACCGCGUCCUGAGCGAGCUGAUCGCCGAGGGGAAGGUCUACCACAGCCCCGCGUCCACCUCCUCCCUGGUCGGGUUCGAGGAGUCCAGCUAUGGACCCGUUGCCCCCGCGAACGCCGCCUACAAGGAGGUUUGGCAGGUGAACCUCAAAGCGAAGGGACUGGGCCAAGUGAAGAACCUGGUGGGGGUUUAUCGUCUGUGUUUGUCCGGUCGCACCAUCAGCUUCGUCAAACUGAACUCGGAGACGCCCGCGGUGAGUCUGCAGCUCAUGAACAUACGGAGGUGCGGACACUCCGAUAACUUCUUCUUCAUCGAGGUGGGGCGGUCCGCGGUGACGGGCCCGGGGGAGUUCUGGAUGCAGGCGGAGGACCUGGUGGUGGCGCAGAACAUCCACGAGACCAUCCUGGAGGCGAUGAAGGCGAUGAAGGAGCUGUCCGAGUUCCGUCCGCGGAGCAAGAGCCAGUCCGCGAGCACGAACCCGAUCUCCGUCCCGACGCGACGCAACCUCAACAACCUCCCGCCGAGUCAGACCGGACUCGUGCGCCGGUCACGCACGGACAGCACGGCCGCGAUGUCGCCGGGCCGGAAGUUCACGUCGUGCCGCGUGCGCACCGCCAGCGAAGGCGACGGGAGCAUGACUCGGCCCGUGUCCAUGUCCAUCCCGAUCACCGGAAGUCCCACGAGCCUCGGGAGUCACCUGAUCCGCUCGCACACUCUGAGCAGCGGCCGCACGUGCAGGAUACUGGAGACGAACCUGCACCACAGCCGCUCCACCUCCGGGUCCAGCUCGCCCCCCGCGGCGUCCAGUCCGCUCAGCUCGUCCCCGCGCGCCGCCACCACCGCGCUCUCCACUCCGGACAAAACGCGGCGGCCGUUCAGCUGCAGCGCGUCCAUUUCCGGUUCCCUCAGCGACAACGGCUUCAUGCUCUGCGACGACUUCAGCUCCAGCCCGAGCGAGGCGCGCUUCCUGCCGCUGAUGCGAAGCGACACGCCCGACUCUCUGUGCAGCACACCGCCCUCUAGAGACGCGAGCGACCCCUGCGGGUACAUGAUCAUGGAAGGGUCCAAAUCCGCCGGAAGCAUUGACAAAUCUUACCGCAAGAGGACGCACUCCCUCACGACGCCGCGGCAGCAGAGGGUGGUCGCUCCUCUGUCCUCCGCAUCUUUAGAUGAGUACACUUUAAUGCGGAUGGGUCAGAAUUCCCAAUCCGCGUCUCCUAAAGUCUCUUAUCCCGAAGAUUACGGCGACAUUGAAAUCGGAUCGUCCCGUAGUUCGAGCAGUAACUUGGCCGAUGACGGUUACAUGCCCAUGACUCCAGGCGUCGCACAACAAUCGCAAACUCCCAAAACCGACAGUUACGUCGUGAUGAGCCCGAUGUGCGUCUCUGCUCCCAAACAGAUCGUGAAUCCGAGAGUGCACCCCCAAAUGGCGAGCGGCGGUAACUACAAGGCCAACUCUCCGUGCGGCAGUUCCCUCGAAGACAGCGGGUACAUGCGCAUGUACUGCGGCUCCAAGUCAAGCAUGGACAGUCCCGAUCGUCACAGCGAGUACAUGAACAUGUCUCCAGGAAACCCACCUCCGCUCCAAACUCCUCCCGACUAUUUCAUGAGCGAACCGGCGCGACCGACGCCGUACCAGGCGAACUCACUAACUCUGCCCGCGCGACUUCCGACGUCCACCAACGAAGACAAUCAGUACGUCCUGAUGAGCCCGCAGAACUCCCGGCAAAGAAACGGCGAUUCCGACUACUAUUCGGUGAUGCAGCCGAGCCAGAACUCCCCGCUGACGCCCUCGCCGAUUCGAAACGCCCGCCCCGACAGCGCCCCCUACCGAGGACGCAUCGGAAGGCCCAACAGGCUGUCGCUGGACGCGGUGAGGACGCUCCCGAGCAUGAACGAACACCCCAACAACGAACCGCGGAGUCCAGGAGAGUACAUCAACAUCGAGUUCAACCCGGCGCGUUUCUCCCCGCCGUCCACGGUCUCCACGGAGAGCCAGGCGUCCUCUUUAGGGUCCAACAGCGGCGGUCCGAACGAUUACAUGAACCUCGAGCUGAGCGUGAAGGAGGAGGCCGAGGAGCGCCAGGAGUUCGGAAAUCCGACGCAGGAACGUCGAGACGAACCCAAGGGCGACUACCAGGAGAUGAGCUUCGGGAUGACCAGUUCACCCCCGCAGAUGGUGCCACAAAACUUCGUCAGUGGCCGCCUGCCGCUCGCUCCUCCCCUCACCGCCCCGCGCGACGAGCACCAGGUCGGCGUCUUCCACCUGGACCCGACCCCGGACCCGGACCGCUCGGCCAAGGUGAUCCGCGCCAACCCCACGGGCCGCCGCCGCCACAGCUCCGAGACCUUCUCCUCCACCGCCACCGUCACGCCCGUGCCGCCCUCCUUCGCCCAGAAAACGCCCCCCAAGCGUCACAGCUCCGUGGAAAACCUCUCGUCCCGGUCCAGCGACGGGUCCGACGAGGAGGCGAGCACCGGCAGCCCCGCGGUCCAGAAGAGCGGCGCGGCGAGGGCGGACUACGCGGCCGGACUCAACUACCUGGCUCUGCUGGAGGGGAAGCAGGAGGAGAUGGUCGGGUUUAAGGCGGCGCACAGCUGCAAAGGUGUCGUGAACGGACUGCACGCCUCGCCCUACGUCUGUCUGGGCUUCAAAGAGACCGCCACCACUGCAAAAGAUUGAAGACGGACGGACGCGUCUCGCCUCUUCGGUCUUUCCAAACUAAACUGCUGCUCUUCUUCGGUUCAGACUCUGGACUUUCUGGGUUUUUGUGGUUCUGUAUUUGAGGCUCCGAUCUGAACCACGUCCCCCCCCUCCCUCCUCAAAGACUGCUGGACCGAGCCUAUGCACCUCCCCUCUCACUUCUCCACACGGUACCUGAAUAUUUAAAGACUUUAGACGACAAAAAACAAAACAAAAAAACAACGGUACACUGAAAAUAAAUAAAUAUAACAGUUAUUUAUUUUUGAAAAUCGAAUGUUGGAUAUUCCAGUUGCCUUAAUGUUGAUAAUAUGUUUUCUAUGUUUUGGAAAUCUGGAUGUUCUAUUGAGGCUGCUGCAGUAUUGAGUCGUUUUUUGUAACUAAUUUAUUUUUGCUCAUAGAAAAACGUCUAUUUUAAAUGCACGUGUGCACUGCGAACCUCAACACUCCCAGUUUUCAAAAUAAAAGUCUGAAAGGUUAAAGGGCCAAUAUUACGCUCUUCUCGAGUGUGUUCUAAAGUCGUUUCCUCGACGUAAACAACCCUGGAGUCGUGUUUUUUUGUUUCAUUCGCACAAAAAACUGCAGAUUUAAGCUGAGGUGAAAGAAUCAGUGUGUCGUUUGUUCAUUUGUUUUUCAAAAUAAAACCAAAAAUAAGAAAAUGAAAAAACGAUUUUCUUCAUUAUUUGUCUCCAAAACCAAAAUGAAAAAAAACAGAUAAUGAUUUGUUUUUUCAGUUUUUUGAUUUUGUGUUUAAAUGAAAAAUGGAAAAAACGGAUAAUGGACUAAACUAGAACUAAAACAAGACUAAACCAGGACUAAACCAGGACUGAACCUGGACUAAACCAGAACUAAUCCAGGACUAAACUAGGACUGAACCUGGACUAAACUGUUUUCAGUCCUGGUCUGGUCCCAGUCUCAGUCCCGGUCUCAGUCCCAGUCUCAAUCCUGGUCCUCUUCCCGGUCUCAGUCCUGGUCUCAGCUUUGGUCCUGGUCCCAGUCUGGUCCCGAUUUGGUUCCAGUCUCAGUCCCGGUCUCAAUCCUGGUCCUCUUCCCGGUCUCAGUCCUGGUCUCAGCUUUGGUCCUGGUCCCGGUCUGGUCCCGGUCUCAGUUCUGGUCUGGAUCCGGUCUGGUCCCAAACUCAGUCCUGGUCUGGUCCUGGUCUAAGUCCUGGUCUCAGUCCCGUUCUGGUUCCGGACCUGUUUUAGUCAUGUUUUAGUCCUGGUUCAGUCCUGGUUCAGUCUGUUACCUGUUUUUUCAUUUUGGUUGUGGAGACAAAUAAUGAAGAAAAUGUUUGUUUUUUCAUUUUCUUAUUUUUGGUUUUAUUUUAAAAAACGACUGAAUGAACGACACACAGAUUUACAAGGAGCUGUGAACUUGAAAACUCCCCCUUUGUGACAUCACAAGGUGGACCAGAGCAUUUGGAGGUUUGAAGAGAAUAUUAAAGUGUUACUCAAACUUUUGUGAAUGAAACAAAACAAAAAAAGAGUAAAUUCUGUGUAAUAUCGGACCUUUUAAUCGAAUUUUGGACUGAUUUUGUGAAAGGAAAAUGGUACAUAGAAAUUUCAGUUUGGAGACAAAGGGGUGAAGCCAGAAAUUAUUAUUAUUAUGAUGACAUUUUGGCUAUUUUUUUGUGUAAUAUUUGCACACACAAAAAAGAAGAAAAUGAUGGUACAAUGUAGGUACAAGGUAAAGCAAAAACAACGGUACAGAAGACUCUUAAAAUAAAUAAAUUAUAUUAAAAAAAAAAAAAGAUCUACAAAGACUCAAAUCUGAUUCCAAUGACUGAAAUCUGAUCAAAAUGUUGAGUUAUUUUUUUUAUCUUAUCCAAGAAAUUUCUGCCUUGAAUUGUAAUUUUUAAAUAUUCUAUUCUAUUUUUAAUUCUCGUUUCUUACGUAAAACACCUGAACAGUAUUUUUGUUAAUUAUUUGGAUUUGUAAAGUUAAAAAAUUGAAAUUUAAAUAGAAAAUUACGUCAAGUUAUUUUGUGUGAAAUAAUAAAUACAUAGAUUUUAGAGUAAGCAUUUAUACAUAAUAUUUAAAAUAAUUUCCCCAUUUUUAAAAAUGUACUGGUUAAUAUUUGUAACGCUACCAAAAGUUAAAUUUCUUUUUUUUAUAUUUUUUUCUUUAAUCUCCAACUUAGAUAACGCCCACCAAAAAUUCACCAAAAUUCAAAUAUUUUUUAUAAUAAUAACCUAUUUUCCCUAACAAAUGCCACUUGUAAUUAAAUAUUCGCACUUAUAAUUACAGCUAAUUUCCUUCUGGCCCCUCCCCCUUUUAUGUUAAUUAGAGUUUCGUAGGAUUUUUUCACUCGUCUCUGAAUGUAUUUGCGUCUCCAGAGAUACUACACAUAUUUGAUGCUGUCUAUUUAUCUGUCGUGUAUAUUUUGUACAUAAGGAAAGAAUUUAAGAAUUAUCAAAAAGUCUAUUACAUUUUGGCUACGAUUUAUAAGAAUACUUUUGCUUUGGGGAUGAAUAUUCUGCAUUGCUUUUUCCUUCAUGUGAAAUGUAAAAGUCUAUAAUAAUAUGUCUAUUUUUAUUAAGCUAGCGAUCUCUGCCUUUACCUGACUUUCGCCGUAUGCAAUAGAGACAACGGAGAGUUUACAAACAGGAAACCAAAUUAUAACGUAAAUUUAAAUAUAUAUAUAUAUAUUCUGCUCCACGUGCUUUUGGAUGUUUUGUUUUUGGAGUUUGGGUGGGUUCGGUGGGUCGGGGUUUCGGUGCGACUUGAAUGUGCGGUCUUCCACUGUACAUAGAGAUUUAUCUAAAGUUGUGUCAGAGACGGCCUGAGCUCGUCCAGUAUUUGUCUGUAAUUAUUAUGAUAGAAAUCUAAAUAAAUGAAUUUAUUUAAACAAGUACAAA
Boleophthalmus pectinirostris (great blue-spotted mudskipper) is the source of this 6106-nucleotide messenger RNA. RefSeq names its product insulin receptor substrate 2-like. The record is from RefSeq and is a predicted model, not a curated record. NCBI's taxonomy places the organism in Eukaryota, Metazoa, Chordata, Actinopteri, Gobiiformes, Gobiidae. Gene Ontology annotation, biological process: insulin receptor signaling pathway. The coding region runs from base 214 to 3231 and encodes 1005 amino acids. Gene Ontology annotation, cellular component: plasma membrane; cytosol. Gene Ontology annotation, molecular function: phosphatidylinositol 3-kinase binding; insulin receptor binding. The transcript is spliced from 3 exons.